UAUAGUUAUCAAAGUAAAGAAAAGCAAAUAAUAAAUUGUAUUUUUAUUAAUUUUUAAAUUUAUUUGUGCUUCUUUUCAUACAUCUGUUUUUUAACUGCCUAUUAUAAAUAAAUUUUAGUAACCAUGGAUGCAUUUAACAAUUGGCGAAUCGACAUGAUGGUCAUAUGCCAAGAAUGUUAUGUCGGUCGAUUAUAGUUACAGUGUACUCUCUCUUUUCAAGAAAAAAACGGUUCCAUGCAAUGUGAUGAGUGUGGGUGAAAACGAUCGUGCGAGGUUUACAAAACCGAUGAGUGACAGAGAAAAAAAGCAAUGGUUUUAUUACCCCUGCUGUCAAACUCAUCACUACCGACAUGUCUGAAGAAUCUUGCACGCGUGACAUUAACAAGAGACUUUGUCAGGAACCAAUAUAUUCACAAUUUACCGCCAACAAUUUUAACGAAAAUCAUUGGAAAUAAUAAAGGAAAAGCUUUCAGGAAAGAUGCGACUUCUGGUUCGGGUGUACAAAGAAUAGUUAAUUUCGUUUCACCGUGCUUACGAGAAGACCUCUUAUGUAAGGCGUCGGAACCAGUUAGAGAUUGUUGCCAUAAAGUCACUAUUGUCGGUGCUGGUAUGGUCGGCGUUGCUCUCGCCAAUUCACUUCUUUUUCAGCGAAUCACUUCGCACAUUGCAAUGGUAGAUGUCUUUCCUAAAAAACUGGAAGGAGAAGGAAUGGACUAUAGUCAUAGUUCUGUAUUCAUAGGAGAUCCAAAGAUCGAGUAUGACACAGAUUUUUGUGUGACGAGUAAUUCGAAAGUUGUAGCUAUUUGCGCGGGUGUAAAGCCAGUAAAGGGUGAAACUCGACUUGACUUGGUAAAAAGAAAUACAGAAAUAUUGAAAACCAUAAUACCACCUCUAGUAAAUUACAGUCCAAAUGCGGUAUUUCUCAUCAUCAGCAAUCCAGUGGAUAUCUUAACAUGGGUCACUUGGAAAAUAAGUGGACUUCCGGUCCAUCAAGUAAUCGGCAGCGGAACUCAUCUAGAUAGCGCAAGGUUUCGCUAUUUGAUUGCUGAUCGAUUAGGAAUAGCGCCGAGUUCAGUCCAAGCGUACAUCAUUGGUGAACACGGGGACAGUAUGGUUCCGCUCUGGUCUGGAGUGAACGUUGCGGGAGUACAGUUCCGCGAUAUUAUUCCGAAUAUCGGUUUGGAAACGGAUGAUGAAAGGUGGUACGAAAUAGCGAAACAUGUAGUGAAACUAGGUGCUAUGGUGCGAUGUCUAAAAGGAUAUUCAAAUACAGCCAUUGGACUUUCUGCAGCCGACAUUAUAAUAGCUGUAUUACGCAAUACACAAGCUAUUAUACCAGUUUCGACUCUAGUGCAGGGUCAUCACGAAGUAUGCCACGAUAUGUUCCUGUCUUUACCUUGUGCGAUUGGUGAAAAUGGUAUUACGCAGAUAAUACGAAUGCAUAUGACCGAAUUUGAGAAAAAGGCGUUCCAGGGUUCGGCAAACGCCGUCUAUAACGCGCAGAAGGACAUCAAAGUCGGAUAGUGGUGCGCAGAAAGAGAUCGUGUGAAUAUGUUUAAUUUCUUGUAAAAAAUGUGAUGUGUAAUAAAUUAUACGUAGCUUGUCCCAACGCGCGCUUUGUCCCGUUACAAUCGCCACCGCAAACCGUUUACUGAACAAUUGAAUCCUUUGUCGACUCAAGCAAGGAGACACGCGGCAACCACGAAUGCUCCCAUUGCUAAUUUAUGCAAAUCGGGACGGAGACUACCAAUGAAU
Molecule: messenger RNA, 1755 nt
Organism: Monomorium pharaonis (pharaoh ant)
Lineage: Eukaryota; Metazoa; Arthropoda; Insecta; Hymenoptera; Formicidae
Product: L-lactate dehydrogenase B chain-like
Exons: 8
Coding region: 310-1524 (404 amino acids)
Biological process (GO): carboxylic acid metabolic process
Cellular component (GO): cytoplasm
Molecular function (GO): L-lactate dehydrogenase (NAD+) activity
Source: RefSeq, a predicted model, not a curated record